GGUCUUUGUAAACUAAUCCCGUGCUUGAGGACAGAGGAAAGGAAGGAGUAUUCAGCCUUGAAGAAAGCAUGUCGCUCAUUGACUUUGGCAUCGAUGAGUACUCGCAGAGAGCAGCAGCUACAGAACACAAACUAGCCGUCACUAGGGACUACAUAUCGCAGCCUAGACUGACAUACAGGACUGUGUCCGGCGUUAACGGGCCUCUGGUUAUCCUCGACCAAGUGAAGUUCCCUCGUUUUGCUGAAAUUGUUACCCUCACACUUGCUGAUGGCAGUAAACGGAGCGGACAGGUCUUAGAGGUGAAUGGCUCAAAGGCUGUAGUACAGGUAUUUGAAGGUACAUCAGGUAUUGAUGCCAAGCACACGACGUGUGAAUUCACUGGAGAUAUAUUGAGAAUAGCUGUGUCAGAGGACAUGUUAGGUCGUGUUUUCAAUGGAUCUGGUAAACCAAAAGACAAAGGACCUUCUAUUUUAGCUGAAGAUUUCCUUGACAUUCAAGGUCAGCCCAUUAAUCCGUGGUCCCGUAUUUAUCCUGAAGAAAUGAUCCAGACUGGUAUUUCUGCCAUUGACACAAUGAACAGCAUCGCCCGUGGCCAAAAGAUCCCAAUCUUCUCAGCUGCUGGUUUACCUCAUAACGACAUUGCAGCUCAGAUCUGUCGUCAGGGUGGUCUGGUGAAGCUCCAAGAAGCUGAACAUAAAGGAGUCCUUGACGAUCAUGAGGACAACUUUGCUAUUGUGUUUGCUGCUAUGGGAGUGAACAUGGAGACCGCUAGAUUCUUCAAGCAAGAUUUUGAAGAGAAUGGAUCUAUGGAGAAUGUGUGUUUGUUCUUGAAUUUGGCCAACGAUCCAACUAUUGAGCGUAUCAUUACUCCACGUUUGGCUCUUACUACUGCUGAAUUUAUGGCCUAUCAAUGCGAGAAGCACGUUCUAGUUAUUCUCACUGACAUGAGCUCUUACGCUGAGGCCCUGAGAGAAGUGUCAGCUGCUAGAGAAGAGGUGCCAGGUCGACGUGGUUUCCCUGGUUACAUGUACACUGAUUUGGCGACCAUAUAUGAGAGGGCUGGCAGAGUUGAUGGAAGAAAUGGCUCUAUUACACAAAUCCCCAUUCUAACUAUGCCUAACGAUGAUAUUACUCAUCCUAUUCCUGAUUUGACUGGCUACAUUACCGAGGGUCAGAUCUAUGUUGACAGGCAGCUGUACAACAGGCAGGUCUACCCGCCCAUCAAUGUCCUUCCCUCUCUCUCUCGUCUCAUGAAGUCUGCCAUCGGGGAAGGAAUGACAAGACGUGAUCAUGCUGAGGUCUCAAACCAGCUGUAUGCUAAUUAUGCUAUUGGUAAAGAUGUCCAGGCUAUGAAGGCUGUGGUAGGAGAGGAAGCAUUGUCACAGGAUGAUUUGCUCUAUCUUGAGUUUCUGCAGAAAUUUGAAAAGAAUUUCAUUACACAAGGUGUUUACGAGAACAGAACUAUAUUUGAGUCUUUGGAUGUGGCUUGGCAGCUGCUACGUAUUUUCCCUAAACAGAUGCUCAACAGAAUCUCACAGUCUGUCCUUGACGAGUAUUAUGCAAGAGAUUCUCGACGAUAAGAUUAGCAAAAUGACUUUUUUGAUUUACCGACUUGCUGGAUUUUUUGUGUAGAUUAUUAAAUUGUUGUUGUUGUUGUUUUGCUGUCAUAGGAAACAUCAUACCAACUGAUAUUAUUAUUAUUAAUUUAUUAUUAUUAUUGUUGUUAUAAUAGCACUUUUGUGUGCUAUUGUGUGUGUUUUGUAGAUUUUUGUUAUAAUUAAAACUAGA
Amphimedon queenslandica is the source of this 1788-nucleotide messenger RNA. Its product is annotated as V-type proton ATPase subunit B. NCBI's taxonomy places the organism in Eukaryota, Metazoa, Porifera, Demospongiae, Haplosclerida, Niphatidae. Gene Ontology annotation, molecular function: ATP binding; proton-transporting ATPase activity, rotational mechanism. Gene Ontology annotation, biological process: ATP metabolic process; proton transmembrane transport; vacuolar acidification. The transcript is spliced from 14 exons. Bases 69 to 1580 code for a protein of 503 amino acids. Gene Ontology annotation, cellular component: proton-transporting V-type ATPase, V1 domain. The record is from RefSeq and is a predicted model, not a curated record.